AUGAAUUCCAAACAUUACACUACAGUCGGAGGAAAGAGAAGGAAGCAUCGCGAUCCGGAUGUGCCUCAAGCCUUCAUCCCGGAAUUAGCUUGGUUUAAAGUGAUGUUAUACGUGGCAACCAACUCAUCGGAAGAUCUCUUUCGUAUGGCGUGUGUGUGCCGAUUGUUCAAUACGUUGGCAAACACUCCCAAGUGUGGAACACAAUUUCAAUGGAAAAGUACCGAGACCAUCCUAACUGGUACUAUGCCCGCAGAGCAGGUCCGGCAUUUCGUGGACCAAUGCAGGGCUUGCCAGAACCCUGAGGCGAUAUUUAGAGAAGCGUUCGACAUGUUUUUCAGGCAGGGUAAUGUGGAAGCAUUGUCUGGGAUGCGCGUUGCAGCCACGGCAGGCCAUAUGGAAGCGUCAUAUCUAGUUGGACUACUUGGCAUGUCCGGAAUUGGUCAGUCAAAAGAGGAUGCAUUGGAAUUCUUGUGUGUUCUUUGA
Molecule: messenger RNA, 483 nt
Organism: Prunus armeniaca (apricot)
Lineage: Eukaryota; Viridiplantae; Streptophyta; Magnoliopsida; Rosales; Rosaceae
Source: the annotation of a GenBank genome assembly